Molecule: messenger RNA, 2715 nt
Organism: Botrytis sinoallii
Lineage: Eukaryota; Fungi; Ascomycota; Leotiomycetes; Helotiales; Sclerotiniaceae
Exons: 5
Coding region: 1-2715 (904 amino acids)
Source: RefSeq, a predicted model, not a curated record
AUGUCAAAACGUCGAUUUUCUAACGCCAGUAGCGAUACUUUGGUCCUCGAAGGUGAAGCUCGUAGCAGUCGCCUUCGCACUGUAAGUCCUCAAAGAACACGAGUUAUUGUCAAUUUUGAUGACCAACCUUCGACCAAACUCAUCGUACCUGUCACUUCAGCUACUACUAUCAAUGAUUUACAGAGCUUAAUCUUCAAUCAUGCUGAGAGAAUCCAACUCAAGCUCCCUGAGGAUAGAAUAGUACUCCGUCUUGAAGGUGAAGAUGGCCCCAUCACAUUCUCAGAAGAUACCAUUGAAGAUAUCUUCGGGGAUGCAGACCCAAAAUUAAUUUGGGUCACAGCGGCUCCCAAAGUUGCUGAUCGUGGCGCCGAGUUUAUCUACGUACGAUGGAUCACACUAGGAAGAGCGCUUGAUCAUGUCUCGCUAUCCGAUAUCGAGACAGAUGAGGAGCCAUUAACUCGUGGAAUGACGGUGAAUGAGAUCAUAGCUGUUGCAAAGAAUCGCGUCUUUGGAGCUGCAGGAGAUGAGGUGACUCCAGCACCAGGCUUCAACAUCGGUUUGUGGUUCAAUAAGGCGUGUGAAGAUACUUCAGUAUGGGCAUUAGGGACCGAUACACCCGAAAAACUCGGUUUGACUGGCAGUCUUGAGAAUCCAUUGGAUAUUUUCCUAGUCUUGAUCAACGAAGACAAUCAAAAUCCGAAUCUUCGAUAUGGAUUCCGUUGCUCACUUCGAAGCAUGGCUACAUUUGAAACAUGCCUCAAGGUGCUGAUAUCAGCAGCAAGUUUCCGUCCAUACUUGAUUCCCCGUCUACUACAGCGCAUGAUACUGGUCACGAAUAUUGGCGAGGCUAAGAAUUGCCUUGAGAGCUCUCUGAAGAUGAUGGCAGUUCCGGAAGCAAAAAAGACCAUCUUGGCAAACUGUUUCCGUGAAAUUGCGCUUAGGAUGGUUCCUGGUGUCUUUAUCGGACAUAAAAUCGAGUCGGUCCUUGAGGGCUCCAGGCAAAUAUUUGCUUGGAUGUUCAGCGAUAUACUCGAAGAGGAUUUCAAACCUGUCAAAGGGAAACGCAUGCCAAUCCCUGCGACCGACGACUUCCGGAAAAUCAUCAAUGUUUGUAACAGUUCUCAACAUUUUCGGAUGCUAUCGCCCCUCCAGUUAGACGGAAGAGAGAAUUCGGGUAUCUCGUUGUCUAAGGCGGGAUAUGUUUCGCAAUAUACUCAAAAUUCUGAUGAAAUUUCGCAGCCGAGACUCGAAAAUGUGGUCACAGGCUUCGAAACUUUACAAUCAAGACCGGGACAGAGUCUCCUUCAAGCUCUGCAAUCAGUAAUUUCACAAAGAAUAAUGGAGGGUACGUGGGAGAUUGACGAUUGGGAGCGGAUCGAAUCAAGCUCAUCGGCCACGAACCCUGGACCUGAUGAAGCAAUCGUUAUUUGUUUGGACAAGAGCAUCAGCAUGCAAGCUUCACUCGGAAAUGAUUGGAUUGGAAAUGGUCAAAUUAAUACGCUCAACCGAUUCGACGAAGCCAAGCAAGUUUUUCGAAAUGUGGUCUCACGAUUGUCUGCUUAUCACUUGAACGUCCAUGUAGGUCUAGUUACAUUCGGGUCAAAAGCAGAGCAGGAAGCUCAAAUUUCUCCUAUCAGCAAAGAAUUCAAGAAUAAACUAGAAAACACUCAGGCAACUGACCACAGGACAUCGCUGUUCGAUGUCUUACACGUCGCCCAUUCUAAGCUCGUUUCUCACCAAGAGCAGUAUCCUAAAUCCGAAAUGAAGCUUCGCAUCAUCGCAUUAACCGAUGGCGAGGAUAACAAUUCCAUUUCAACUGCUGAAGAGAUUCGUGCGAUGUUUUACGAAGAUGAUAUUGUCCUUGAUUCAAUCGUCAUAGGUGGCUCCUCGUCUGAGGAUCUUUUCAAGAUAUCAAAGUAUACGGGCGGCUAUGCCUUCAAACCAACAUCACGAAUGCUUUUGUUCCAGACUUUCCUCCUCGAGCCAUUCCUGGAUAUACUUGCUAGACCAGAUAUUGUCAAAAUCCCACUUGAUGACUAUGAAUCAUCGCUGCCAAAAGAGGCUGACAUGAAAACAAUUCAUGACUUUCCGCCUUGUCGUCCACAUCAAUUACAGGAUGGUGGGUUUGUCUCGCUUGACGCAGCAACACGCCAAUUGGCUGGAAACUCGUCUUCGCUUCUUGAAACUUCCCGCAUGUCGGCUUCUGCUGAACCUGCCAAUAGAUCGACAGGACGACUAUUUCUUGACGAGAUGAGACUCAUGAUUGCAAAUCCUCAUGCAUCGAUGGAUGUUUAUGUCAGUGAAGUAGAUAUGGCUUUCUGGAAGAUUGUAAUGUCAGGACCAGCAUCCACAGCCUAUUCCGAAGGCACUUUUUCCUUGUUUAUUCAUAUGACAGAUACAUGUCCCCAAAAGGCACCGGCCGUCCGCUUCAUCACACCAGUACUUCAUCCAAAUGUAUCCAAGUAUGGUAGGAUAUGUCACGAAAUUUUUGAUGAUGGAUGGAAGUCAAGCUUUCACAUUCACGACAUCUUGAAGGCUAUCUUCACUCUAUUCGAGAAUCCAAAAGCUAGUUGCGAUGCUGCUAUUGAUGAGCUAGCAACACUGAAGUUCUGGACCGACCGGGCGACAGCUGAUGCGGAAAUCAAGAAAUAUGUCACCAGAUUUGCCACACGUACUAGAGUUCAAUGGAAGAGAGAAAUGGAAUCGAAAGGUUGA